Xenopus tropicalis (tropical clawed frog) is the source of this 2081-nucleotide messenger RNA. RefSeq names its product doublesex and mab-3 related transcription factor 2 (gene dmrt2). Gene Ontology annotation, biological process: regulation of DNA-templated transcription; system development. Gene Ontology annotation, molecular function: sequence-specific DNA binding; DNA binding. The record is from RefSeq and is marked provisional. Gene Ontology annotation, cellular component: nucleus. Lineage: Eukaryota; Metazoa; Chordata; Amphibia; Anura; Pipidae.
CAGCGGAUUAGCAGCUCCAUCUCUCUGCCGGGGGCACCAACCUGGAUCCUAGGAACAUUCUGACCCAGAUCUGCACACAGCAGUGGAGGAAAUAUUCCACUUCUACUGGAGCCGCAACAUCUGCUGAUCGCUGUCAGUGAGCGCAACUUGCCCGGAUCGGAUCUGGCACCACCUGGCGCAGGUAAAGAGAGUAGAGCCGGGGAGCAGGACCUGCCUGGAGUCCGAGGGCAGCUGGAGAUGUACGAGAUGAAGGCACCUGCCCCGUCCUCUUCCUCCUCCAACCCUUCCUCUUCUCCUCUGUCCUCCUACUGUUCAUCCUUGGCCGGGGACUCAGAGAUAGACGUGGAGAGCCUGGAGCUGGAGGGAGAUGGGCAGCCUGAGCUCUGCAGGGCAAGGCACCUCGAUGAAGAAGAUGAAGAUGAGGAGGAGCAGGAAGGGGCUGAUGGUGCCCCGGUCAGUAAAGGGGAGCAACAGAAGGCCAAUGAAAAAGGAGGCGAGCAAAGGAAGCUGAGCAGGACCCCCAAAUGUGCCAGAUGCAGGAACCACGGGGUCGUGUCCUGUCUAAAGGGCCACAAACGAUUCUGCCGCUGGAGGGACUGCCAGUGUGCUAACUGCCUGCUGGUGGUUGAGAGGCAACGUGUCAUGGCUGCACAGGUGGCACUCAGGAGGCAGCAGGCCACAGAGGAUAAGAAAGGUUUGUCUGCCAAGCCCAGUAUUGCAGAGCGCAAGCCCGUGUAUCAGAGGCACAUUCGCCCCCCGAGCCUACUGGCCAAGAGUAUUCUGGAAGGUUACCGGCCGGUGCAAACUGAUUCCUACCUGGGCACCAGUCCACCAUUGCCUGCCCAGGUCAGUGACAGGAUGCGGAAGAGGAGAGCCUUUGCAGAUAAGGAACUUGAGCACAUCAUGCUGGAGAGGGAGUUUAAAGAGAGAGAGAUGUUGGAGGCCACUCAAGCUGCUGGACUUUUCUUACCUAACCGUAUGGUUCAUGCUGCUGAAUAUAAUUCCUACAAAGCAGCGUAUGGGCCCCCACAGGCUGACGUCCCUAACAAGGACUUCUGCAAUUUCCUUCCUACCUGCCUUGAUCUCACAAUGCAAUAUUCAGGAUCUGGGAACAUGGAACUCAUAUCCUCAAAUGUCAGUGUGGCUACAACAUACAGACAAUAUCCUGUGCCUUCCAGGUUCUUGGUUUGGCCAAAGACUGGACCUAUCAGUGAUGCUCUUCUUUACCAGCAGUGUCUAUUAAAUGCAACAGCCAUGCAGGCCUUGAAACCAGGGCCAAACUGGGACUCCAAGUCUAACCCAGUUAGUGAAUGUCAGACUUCAGAACAUGACUUGCUGGCACCUUCAAAAAUAGACAAUCCAAUCCUACACCCUCAGAAUGAUUAUGGAAGCCUGCCUCAGGACAAUGCAGAAAGGUCUGCCUUUUCACCACCCAAAAGAAACUUCCCGCUUAUUUCCUCUAAGGACCACUUAUCUGCACAGGACAGUUUAAUGAACAAAAUCAGCAAAGAGGUCACAAAGCAGCCACACUCUUUAAAAUACAACCCAUUCCAUGCAUUGCUCCAGCAGGCACAUCUUGAAAAGUCAUUGGAAGAUCUAAAACCCCCAUGUGUCAAAGAUCUCUAUGAAGAGCCUGCAAAGAAAUUCAGAGAAUAUCCAUCCAAAGAAAAUCAGAAAUACAAAUUUACAUUUGACAGACACAACAAGGACUUCUUCUUAGGAAAUGAGUCAGGAACAAAGCUGACUGUCAGUGAACCUUUACCCUUCUCUGUAGAGUCAAUUCUCAAAAGGCCCUCAACCACGGUCAAACGUUCUAGUCAGUAAAUGGUCCUUAGCCUGUGCUCAAUGGGCUUGUUCUGUCUUCUCAUCUUUCUCGUUGCAGUACCUGUGCUGAUACUCCUUUUGUACAUGACUGAUAAAUAUUAUGUAUAUACAGUUACAGUUACAUCUUCUCUUUUGUAAAAAGUUCUAUAUUUAAAUGUAAAAAUAUGAUCUGAAUAUAUGAAUUGUAAACUAUGUGAGUUUUGAAUAUAUAAUUAUAUAUAAAUAUAUAUAUAUAAUAAAAUUCUAUAAUAAUUUUC